This is a messenger RNA of Sclerotinia sclerotiorum 1980 UF-70, 174 nucleotides long. RefSeq lists its product with no specific name. The transcript is spliced from 3 exons. The record is from RefSeq and is a predicted model, not a curated record. Lineage: Eukaryota; Fungi; Ascomycota; Leotiomycetes; Helotiales; Sclerotiniaceae. The coding region runs from base 1 to 174 and encodes 57 amino acids.
AUGAGAGGUAGAAAAUCGAUGGAAGCGAUGAAUGAGACCCGCUGUUCACCGAACGCCGUUACCCACCAAAAAGGUUGCUUUAGGAAUAAUAAACAACAUGGGGGAGAGUUAUGUCGUGCAUAUAUGCCAGUCCAUAUGCCAGUCCCAUUGAGGGAAAUGAAUGAGAAGAUUUAA